Messenger RNA from Cynara cardunculus var. scolymus (artichoke), 2017 nucleotides. Its product is annotated as protein CLP1 homolog. NCBI's taxonomy places the organism in Eukaryota, Viridiplantae, Streptophyta, Magnoliopsida, Asterales, Asteraceae. Gene Ontology annotation, biological process: tRNA splicing, via endonucleolytic cleavage and ligation. The transcript is spliced from 10 exons. The record is from RefSeq and is a predicted model, not a curated record. Gene Ontology annotation, molecular function: polynucleotide 5'-hydroxyl-kinase activity. Gene Ontology annotation, cellular component: mRNA cleavage factor complex; nucleus. Bases 427 to 1833 code for a protein of 468 amino acids.
AAUACAUCAUCACAAAUCUAUGAUAGAUGCUUAAAGGAUUCAAAUAUGUUGAUAAUUAUGUGCAGUACAUUUUGUUCGUGUGUAGAGCAGUUGAUAUGGUUCCCAUUUUUUGUCAUUCAGAUAGUUUGUUCAACACACAAAAAAACUAACAAUUUAUUUAAAUCCAUGUGAACACUUAAUCCAUACAAAACUUAAUAAAGAAAACAAACAAACACCACCUUACUGGAUGAAUAAACGUUGGGUAGUGUGAAACGUAAUCUACAGGACAAUAAUAUAAGGUGGUACAUGGAUUCAAAUUUGCAAGAAAUUUCAUUUUGUUACAAGAAAAGAUUACGUUAACUGAUUUUUCUGCCUUGUUUAACUCAACUAGUGCCGGUAAGGUUAGAACUACUCUAAUUUGUUUUCCUAAAAACUUAUGAUCAUUAGAUGUAUGAUAUUCUAACUGCUUUGAGCUGGGAUUUGAAGGUAAUUGCAUCAGCCCUACAGAACCAUUGUUGCGGCAUAAGGUCCAUUAUGGCAUUCGGAGGCCCACCUUUGGGUCCAGCUGCAGCUGCUGGCAGUUCCCCUGCAAUAAAGCAGGUGAAACUGGAAAAAGAGAGUGAACUCAGGAUUGAAGUUAGUGUCAACACUGCUCUCCGCCUCAGGCUACUAAAUGGGACGGCUGAGAUAUUUGGCACCGAAAUGCCCCCAGAAAAUUGGCUCAUCUUCCCACCAAGAAUGAAAUUUGCUAUAUUUACAUGGUAUGGGGCGACAAUUGAAAUGCAAGAUAAUACUGAAACUGUUUAUGUAGCAGAUGAGACACCAAUGGUCAGUUAUGUAAAUGUGCAUGCUGUACUUGAAGGACGAAGAAAUCGUGCAAAAGCGUCUGCUAGUGAUGCUGAUGCUUCCCAGGGUCCGAGGGUGAUUGUAGUUGGACCAACAGAUUCCGGAAAGAGUACCUUGUCGAGAAUGCUUCUUAGUUGGGCGGCCAAACAGGGAUGGAAACCGACUUUUGUGGAUUUGGACAUUGGCCAAGGAUCUAUAACUCUCCCUGGAUGUAUUGCUGCUAGCCCAAUAGACAUGCCAAUUGAUCCGGUGGAAGGGAUUCCUCUCGAGAUGCCUCUUGUCUACUUUUAUGGGCAUAACACUCCAACCGUUAAUGCAGAUCUUUAUAGGGUACUAGUAAAGGAGCUUGCCGUGAUCUUGGAAAGGCAAUUUGCUGGAAAUACCGAAUCUAGGGCAGCCGGCAUGGUCAUCAACACCAUGGGAUUCAUCGAUGGCCUUGGUUAUGAUCUUCUUUUGCAUGCAAUCGAUACAUUUCAAGCCACUGUUGUUCUGGUUUUAGGUCAGGAGAAACUUUGCAGCAUGUUAAGAGAUGUUUUAAAACGAAAGCCGAACGUGGAUGUGGUGAAACUUCAGAGAUCAGGUGGUGUUGUAUCUAGGAAUUCAAAAUUCCGAGCUAGUGCCCGGAGCCAGAGGAUAAGGGAAUACUUUUAUGGUCUAUCAAAUGACCUUUCCCCACACUCGAGUAUUGCAAGUUUUAGCGACUUGGCUAUCUACAAAAUUGGCGGUGGACCCCAGGCCCCUGCGUCGGCUCUGCCGAUUGGGGCACAACCUGUGGCUGACCCCAUGAGAUUGGUUCCAGUAAAUAUCAACAGGGAUUUACUGAAUCUAGUUCUUGCAGUCUCAUUUGCCAAAGAGCAAGAUCAGAUUCUUUCAAGCAAUGUAGCGGGAUUUAUUUGGAUCACUGACAUUGACAUCCCAAGGAAGAAAAUAACGUAUCUCGCACCAUCGGGUGGGGAACUUCCGAGCAAAUUCUUGUUGAUGGGAAGCUUAACAUGGAUAGAAACCUAAAGUUAUUGAUACCGGUUGCUAACUUUUGAUGUCGUAAGCAUAUUACCGUUUUGGUCGUAUUUUGUAAGAUUAUGUCUAUUAGUCGAGUAUCGAAAACCCGCAUAGCGUUCACUUGUUUACGUAUUUUGUAGUACAAUGUAACAAUUAGGGGUGCUAAUACGAGGUUUUAAUGGAUUUAGGUCUA